CUUCAUUCCACGAGCCGUGGUGAGCCGUUGAUGAGCUAAUGGCGAUUCCCCCGCAGCUGGUGCUACGAAUGGCCCAGGCCGAAAGGCGUGCCGCGUCGCCGCCGCGUGGCAUUGAACGGAUGGUCUCCAUGCCGAACCGUAGAAGCACUGAUGGCAUCAACUUCGAACGCAGCUCGCCCACCUCGGCCCACCGGCCGGUGGCUCGUCCCAUGGCACAGGUGCCACAACACAUGCCGCAGCACAUGCAUGGUGUGCCCAUGGAUGGAAGGCCGCGCGUCUUGCACGCGUCACACGUGGCACCGCCUGGUCAAUGGAGCAGCCCCAGGAUGGCUCCAUUGUCAUCCACAGCAAGGACUCAGCUGAAUGCUGCGCCCUGUUUGGCUUCUCCACGACCUCUCCAAGAGGCUGCCGCCCUGGACAUGCUGAGCAGAUCUAGCAGAGAGCUGCAGGUGCCUCCUGGGGUUGUUGGACAUGUUGGACUUUAUCAGAAUGCUCGCGCCAGCAUUGUGACAGGUCCUCCAGCUUUAUGGGGAGGGUCUCCACCGCUGUCUCCACGCUUUGCGGUGUCACCCAGGGGGUACCAGGCGGCGUACCAGGCCGAGCGCCCUGGGGGCCCUGCCAACGCUGCCAACGGCCUGUGGGAGCAGCAUCGUCUUCAAGCGAUGCAACAGCUGCGGCGGACCCAAGGGACCCAAGGCGAGGCCAAACACCAAGGUCACCAAGGUCACCAAGGCUACAUCCUCGAAGCGGAGCCAUCACAGAGAUACAUCAUCCCGGUGGGCCACCAACCGACCAGCCACCUGGUACCUGCCGAGCCCAGCUUGGACGCUUCCACCAAGCGGUCGGAAGCAGCGGCAGCUGCAACAGCCGCGGUUUUGGCGCCUGAAGUGCGCCAGAUGGAAAGGCCUGAGGCAAGGGAGGCUCCAAAGCAAGGGUCAGGACCGUCCCCACCCAGAGAGAAGAGCUAUUCGACUCCGGGGCUUGCUGAAUCCCCACGACCGGAAGCAGUUGAGGAGCCGCUCCAAGCAACAUCUCAGCUGGUCGCAGAUCGGGCACCUGCGUCAGAGGUUCCAACAUUGGACCUGGGGCAACAGCCCGUGGAAGCGGAAGCCGGCGGCCAGUCUGGCCAGGAGGAGCCCGAACGCAAGUCCGCGUCGUUUGACUCCCCCCGAGACGCUUGCAACAAGAAUCCUGGGAAGGCGACCGAGUUAAUGGAUCGGAUUGCCCAACUAGAGGCGCAGGUCAGCGACCGUGCCACCCUCCUGGCGCGACUGAAUCGCCAGCAAGCGCAAUUGGAUCGCCUGGAGGCGCUGGCUGAAGAGAACGCAUCUCUUCGCACGCAGCUGCGGCGACGUGGUGCGGCCAAGGGGGAUACGCCUCCAAUGAGCGCGAGGGGAGAACUGAGUCGUGAACGAGGUGCUGUUGAGACACCCACCAUGGCACGGCGUUUCCGCACAGCACCUGGGGAGGUGCAAACGCAUGCUGAUGCUCCUGUGGUGCUCACUGCACGGUCUCCCAGACCCGAGGGCAAAGUUGCCAUGGUAGAGAAAACCUUGGCAGAAUUAGAAAAGGCAUUGGGAUUACAGGGCCAGCCUGGCAGCAAGCAGAUCAUCCUAGAAACUUGAUGCCUGAAGCCAGUUGCAAUGACAGCAAUGGUCAUGUCAUUGAGUGCAAAA
Cladocopium goreaui is the source of this 1676-nucleotide messenger RNA. The record is from the annotation of a GenBank genome assembly. Lineage: Eukaryota; Dinophyceae; Suessiales; Symbiodiniaceae.